Schizosaccharomyces japonicus yFS275 is the source of this 2248-nucleotide messenger RNA. Its product is annotated as S-adenosylmethionine-dependentmethyltransferase. Gene Ontology annotation, biological process: RNA metabolic process. The record is from RefSeq and is a predicted model, not a curated record. The coding region runs from base 309 to 1436 and encodes 375 amino acids. Lineage: Eukaryota; Fungi; Ascomycota; Schizosaccharomycetes; Schizosaccharomycetales; Schizosaccharomycetaceae. Gene Ontology annotation, molecular function: RNA methyltransferase activity; small RNA 2'-O-ribose methyltransferase activity; O-methyltransferase activity. The transcript has a single exon.
GCCCUUAACGCUUCGUUUUAUACUUUGUGGAUGCGAUUAUAGAGUGUAAUCUCAUUUGCUGUGGCGUUGUAUUUUUAGAAAGGAUGAAAAUGGUUUAGUGUCCGAAUAUUGCGCAAGCUCAAACCAGUAAAUUUCAAAUAUGUUUUGGCUACCAUCGUUGUGCGUCAAGCUGUAGUUUGUAUUAGCAGUAGACUGCCUUUUAAAACUGGACUUUUGUGAAUGUUCUUGUUUGCAUGUAUCAUUAUCAUAUAAAGAUAUCUUAUAACUCUGCACUGAAGAAUCUGUGCGUUUAUUAUUAAAAAUUUGUGAUGCAUUAUCAUGGGUUUUUUCCACCUCUUCAUCUUCAACGGCGAAAAAAGAUCUAUGAGAUUUUGGAAGAAGCUACAGAUAUAAAGUCGUUACUGGAUAUCGGCUGUUCGCAAGGCCAAUUACUAUCAUACUUGGUAACUUGCAAUGACAAGGUGCCUAUUGAGUAUCUUGCCGGAUUCGAUAUUAAUGAAGGCGUUUUAAACAGUGCUGAGCAAGGUAUUGCGAUUAACGAUAAAGAGCGCCUUCGCUGGCGCCCUUUAACUGCUGAGCUGUAUCAAGGAGACAUCAAACAGCUGCAUUCAUUUCGUUAUGUUGAUGCUGUUGUGGCUUCUGAAUUUAUUGAACAUCUUUCCCCCGAAGAGAUACACUCCAUGGAAGAGCUCGUAUUCAAUGUUAUCCAACCCAGGUUUUUCAUCGUAUCCACACCAAACAGCGAGUUUAAUCCACUUCUGCGUAUGAUCUCCCCGAAAACAGUGAACGGUACUCGUUCGCGGAGGAAUGGCUUCAGGCAUGAUGAUCAUCUCUUUGAAUGGACACGUUCAGAAUUUCAGAAGUGGGCACACCAAUUAUGCGAACAAUAUUCCAAUUAUACCUGCGACUUUACAGGCGUUGGAUUUGCUUACGAACUGUUUGGCGACAAGACUGAAUUGAAUAAAGCCACUGACUCUCAUGACUUUGGUCCAUGUUCUUCAUUCACCAUUUUUAAAAGAACUAGCCUUCGGUUUCAUGAGCAAAGAAAACAAUCUCCCUGUAAUGGUAUCAGGCUUUUCGCCCGAGUUGUUCAUCCUUUUGUAAACCGGCCUUACCCUCCUUCGUAUGCAGACUUCAACAAGUUGCUGAAUCUUGCCAUCAAGAACGAUUAUUUUGGUUUCGAAAAAGAGUCCAUCCAACAGCUCACUUGCAAGUUGAACAUAGAAAUACCACUUCAUUACUUUUGGAAUAGAUGCCCUAUAUUAAGACACGCAUUCCGGUACAACGAGGCUACUUUUGUAGCAUACUUUUUACAAAAAAGGAAAAUGAUCAUGAAUUAUGCGAAUAGAUGUGAUACAAAAACUUAUCGUAUCAGAAAAGUGUCAUUGAAACAAUGCUCAUUCACUAUGGCUGUGCCUUCUGGAUGUGAGCUUUGAAGUUCGUCAAUCACCAAGACAUUUCAUCAAAACGUUUUAAUAAUGAAAUAGCUUGAUUCAAUUUUUUAUGUUCAGCCAUACGCAUAUAAAAGAUGGGACAAUCACGACUGGUACAAAUAACGUCUUGGUGCAAACUGCCCUGGCAACGUUGACACUCUGUCCACAGGCGAGCAAAGCGAACCUCCAAGUCGUUGACGAGACCUACUUGCCUUUGAUAGAACUCGGCAGAACGGUCACGACAAUCAUCACACAAUGCAGCCUUUCCCUUACGAAUAGGUACUUUGCAACCGAUACAAGUUUCGGUUUUCACAGCAAACUUCAUGAUACCACCCAAACUGGGAGUAGCCAUAGAAAUAGUUCUCGUAUGGUCACCAUGCAGGAGUGAAUUAGCUUUUUCACCGAGAAUCGGUUCAAAAAUUCGAAGAAGGGGUUUUGCGAGUUGGUUCUCUAAAUAAUACUUGGCAUCAAUUGGAAUGUUGUUUUCCAGUACGUACAUAGGGUCUUCAGAGCGCAUGUAAAAUUGGUCGCCUUGUGCGCCCUUAAUAAUUACAUAAGCAACACGAUCUCCCAGAGCAGGAGCAGAACCAGCAUCACGUUUGCGCAUACGUUCAGCUAAUUCAACAUGUGCUUGUUUUGCGGCAUAGUCGGUUUUUGUUAAAGCUUUCGUGAUGACGAGUUGGGACAUAUCAAUUUUGUUCUGCAAAAGAUCAGAAAUAAUUUUUUUCGUAAAUCUGUUAAAGUUAGACAAAAUAAUCCUUCAAAAUUUUUGAUAGUAGUUACUUACGACUGGGCACCUUCAACAUCUUGAUCAA